Molecule: messenger RNA, 1004 nt
Organism: Caenorhabditis auriculariae
Lineage: Eukaryota; Metazoa; Nematoda; Chromadorea; Rhabditida; Rhabditidae
Source: the annotation of a GenBank genome assembly
AUGGAGCUACUCAUGUGGUGCAGAAUGGAAGGUUCUUUAGAAGAUCCUUGGAACCAGCCAAAGACUUUGAUCAGUACGAAUCAAUGCUGAAGCUGAAUGAAAGACGAAUUAUGGGGAUAUAAAGGUUUUCUUUAGAAAUCAGUGUUACGAAUGACGAGACAGGUAGUUUGAAAUGAAAAAUAUAAAAAAGCGUAAAUUAUUUGAACGUCGAGGUACCGAUUUAUAACAAGGAUUUCCAAUUGAAGACACUCAGAACUCAGACGCUUGAUUUGUUGAUAAAAGCUAUAUAACUUAUCGUUCAGCAUGCUAUAGUCGAUAAACAAAUCAAGUGUCCUGAGGCCGUAUUUAUGAAAAUCGUGGCCUUGAACGUGACCAAAAUAGAAAAUUUGAAAUCAAGACCGCAAAAUUUCACAAAUACAGUUUUAAUUGAGAAAUUUGAAAAAAAAACCUAUAAAAUGGAACAACUUUUACGAAAAUUGAUUCAAUCAAGAAGCACCAAGAGAGAGAAACAGGCCUAGUGAAUCAAUAAACGCGAAAUUGAGCCGGUGAAGAUGAGGAAAAUUCGAAAAAGAGCUCGAGAACGGAGAAACAGAACGAAGCCGCCCGUCCUGCCGGACGACAAGCCCAGGUCGGUCCACCGCGCAGCGCAGCCGAUUCGCCACCACUUUGAUGUUUUUUUUUUAAAUUUAAAGAAAAUGUUUGCAUUUUAUCCUUUGAAAUUCAAGCCCAAGGAGUUCAGCCACUACGUGGAAACAAAUGCUCAAAAAGUUUAUUUUGAAGUUUCUCCAUAGAGAGCAAAUCUCCAGGUAAUUGUACUGAAUUUGAUGGGCUCUGAGUUCAGUUGAGGAUAAUCGAUGCAGAUUGCCACGUUGAUGUACUGGCGGCGAAUAAACGGCUCGCUUGGCAGUGUGCCAAAAAAAAAGAAAAUGACCGCCGGAGAUUUGUCGUCUUUUGCAAAAACCCGUGUGCGCGGAGGACGGACGGCGAAACGUAUCUUUGGCUGA